AUGGAACAAUAUCCUGACUUAAGACGUGUCUAUCAACAAAAAUUUUAUUUUAUUUUGGUUGAUGAAUUUCAAGAUACAUCAAAAAUUCAAUUUGAUUGGGUAAAAUUAUUAUUGAGACCGAAAAAUAAUGAUGAAAAAGUAAAUUGUUUUAUGGCUGUUGCUGAUGAUGAUCAAUCCAUUUAUUCGUUUCGUGGAGCAAAAGCAGCGGAAAAUGUUGAAGCUUAUUUGAAAACAAUGAAAUUAGAUCGAAAUAAUUCAAAAGAUGUUAUUAAAUUAGAGCAAAAUUAUCGUAGUACAGAUAUUGUGUUACGUGCUGCUAAUGCUGUUAUAGCAAAUAAUAAAGCACGAUUAGGAAAAUCAUGGUGGACCGAUAUGAAAAAUGGCGAACGUAUAUCUCUAUGUCAAAUGGAGGAUAAUAUUAGUGAAGCAAAAUAUGUUGUCGAUGUAAUUCGAGAAUUUAAACAACAAAAUUCAACAAUAUCCUAUUCACAAAUUGCUAUAUUAUAUCGAACAAAUGCUCAAUAUGUUGUUAAUGGUGAAGAAAUAUAUCGAAAACCAAAAUCAAAUGCCAAAUUACAUGAACAAGCCAAUUAUGUAUUUAAUCAAGCACAAAUAAUUGACCAUUAUAAAAAGAAACAUGAAAAUGAACGUGUUGAUAAUAUUCAAGAAUUCUCGAGAUCUUCAUUACGUAUAAUUUAUGUUUCUUUGCAGGAUAAUUCACCACAAGAUGGUAAAAUUGAUUCAUCUCAUAUUGAUGCUGUUCAACUAAUGACUGUUCAUGGUUCAAAAGGAUUGGAAUUUCAUUAUGUAUUUAUUGUUGGGUUGAAUGAAGGUUUAUUUCCGUCAUCAUUUUCUGAUACGGAUGAAGAAGAAGACAGACGUUUGAUGUAUGUUGCCAUAACACGAGCAAAACGUGUUUUACAUUUGACACAUUCACGAAGACGUAUGCAUUUUGGUGAAUGGAAAAAUUGUCAAAGAUCCAAAUUUCUCAAUGAGAUUCCUAUAGAUUUGAUACGUCAAAUUUAUGACCCACAAUUGAAAUUUAAUAGCAAAAAUGAUACAACACCAUCACCUCAUAAAAAAAUGAAAACAACAGCGACAACAACACCAAUGGCCUUUAUGAGUGGUAGUAGUUUGUUGAAGCUAAACAAUAAUAAGAAAACGAACAAAUCAUUUUAG
Messenger RNA from Didymodactylos carnosus, 1179 nucleotides. NCBI's taxonomy places the organism in Eukaryota, Metazoa, Rotifera, Eurotatoria, Philodinida, Philodinidae. The record is from the annotation of a GenBank genome assembly.